Messenger RNA from Iphiclides podalirius (scarce swallowtail), 975 nucleotides. NCBI's taxonomy places the organism in Eukaryota, Metazoa, Arthropoda, Insecta, Lepidoptera, Papilionidae. The record is from the annotation of a GenBank genome assembly.
AUGAAGGUAAUGGGAGUUGAAGAUGGGUGGAAAGUCAUCAAUAAAAUGCAAGUCAGAGGUGCACCUGCUAUAGCUAUUGUGGGCUGCUUAUCUCUUGCUAUAGAAUUAUUAAACAACAAUACCACUGAAAAAAAGAUAAUGAGACAAGAGAUUGAAGGUAAACUUAAUUACUUAGUAUCAGCAAGGCCAACGGCAGUUAACAUAAAGCUGGCAGCUGAAGCAUUAUUGAAUUUAGCAAAUAGUUUAAAUGCUGAUGAAAAUGUUUCAGUGGAAGCCUUCAAAGAAAGAUUCAUCACUAGCAUCGAAAGUAUGCUAAAAAAAGAUAUCGAGGACAACAAAGCAAUAGGAACAUUUGGUUGUGAGGCUAUUCUCAAUACAUUAAAGUGUGAUGGUCAAGUGACGGUACUAACUCAUUGCAACACUGGCUCAUUAGCUACAGCUGGUUAUGGCACUGCUUUGGGUGUAAUCAGAUCUCUGUUUGAAUCAAAUAAACUAGAGCACGUCUACUGUACUGAAACUCGUCCUUAUAACCAAGGGGCGAGGCUGACUGCAUAUGAAUUAGUUCAUGAAAAAAUUCCCGCAACACUAAUAGUUGAUAGUAUGGUUGCAGCUCUAAUGCAUGCAAGAAAGAUCACUGCUGUAGUAGUAGGGGCUGAUAGGGUAGCUGCCAAUGGGGAUACCGCAAAUAAAAUUGGAACAUAUCAAAUUGCCAUUGUUGCUAAACACCAUAACGUGCCUUUUUACGUUGCUGCACCUUCAACAUCAAUAGAUAUAUCCAUAGCAUCAGGAGAUAAGAUAAAAAUUGAAGAGAGACCUGAGAAGGAAAUGACACACAUUGGAGAAUACAGAAUUGCAGCUCCUGGGAUCGCUUGCUGGAAUCCAUCCUUUGAUGUAACCCCUGCAGCAUUAAUUACGGGUAUAAUAACUGAAAAAGGAGUGUAUGCUCCAGAUACUGUCAUGAAAGUUAUGUCAUGU